This is a messenger RNA of Nematocida ausubeli, 945 nucleotides long. RefSeq lists its product as uncharacterized. NCBI's taxonomy places the organism in Eukaryota, Fungi, Microsporidia. Gene Ontology annotation, cellular component: cytoplasm; nucleus. Gene Ontology annotation, molecular function: NEDD8 activating enzyme activity. Gene Ontology annotation, biological process: protein neddylation. The transcript has a single exon. The record is from RefSeq and is a predicted model, not a curated record. The coding region runs from base 1 to 945 and encodes 314 amino acids.
AUGAAGUUAUGCGUUGCAGGAUUAGGUGGACUUGGCUCUGCAAUUAUAACCAGCUUAAUUGAGAACAAGGAAAUAUUCAUUAAUACAAUAUAUUUACUAGACAUGGAUAGAGUAGAAAGGUGCAACACAGGAAACCAAAUAUACGAAGAAAAGGACAUUGGAGAGUACAAAGUAACAGCAACAAGAAAUAGAAUAGAAAGGGAAGGAUUUAAUGGAGAUAUAUUUCCCGUUGUAAUUGACAUAAAUAUACCACAAAAUAUACCAGAAGAUAUACUAGAGUGUAAUAUAUACAUAGCAGCACUUGAUACGUAUGAGAGUAGAGUUAACUUUUAUUAUCAUAUAGUCCAGGAGGCAAAGGUAUCAGAUAGGUUAUACAUUGACACAGGAACAGAAAGAUUUAAGGGUCACUGCUUCUUUACUAAAGGGAACCUCUUAAACCCAUGCAUAUACUGCAUUAAAUGGCUAUUUCCUAGCCCAAAAAAGAUACUUCCUGUGUGCACUGUGAGAAGUUCUCUUCCUGAGAAAAGUACGCCUGAGUCAAAGACAAGUAUCCUGCUGAGUAUCCUCUCUAGGGUAAGUGACAGCAGAAUAUCACAGCAGGAUGAUUUAACCAUGAAAAACCACAAAGUAACCACAGAUCUGCAUGAAAUUCCUUCUAUUCUUAAUUCUAGUGAGUGCAAGUAUGCGAGUACUGCACGGAUAUACAACAAGGCAUAUGCUGCUUCAAAAGAAGAAGAAAUAAGCCCAGAAUAUGUCAGAAAAAUAGAGGGUGACCUGGGGAUAGAACCAAAUACACCAAUUACCUCGUUCAUUCUGGCGAAUAUUGUCUGCCAAAUUAUCUAUAAGAUGCCUCAGGGUAAUUUCAUACUGUACUCAGGCGAUUGCACACCCGUGCUUCAUUUGCAUCAACUUUCUCCAGAUCCGGAGUGUUUUCUGUGCUUUUAA